Molecule: messenger RNA, 1523 nt
Organism: Myxocyprinus asiaticus (Chinese sucker)
Lineage: Eukaryota; Metazoa; Chordata; Actinopteri; Cypriniformes; Catostomidae
Product: eukaryotic initiation factor 4A-III
Exons: 12
Coding region: 118-1338 (406 amino acids)
Cellular component (GO): nucleolus; catalytic step 2 spliceosome
Molecular function (GO): RNA helicase activity; ATP binding; mRNA binding
Source: RefSeq, a predicted model, not a curated record
ACGUGACGGGGUAGCCCGUGUUACGUCACACGCGGCGCUCUUCCGUUCGGCCUGCAGACGGGUUCAGACGCGCUUAAUAUUUUAACUCGUGUUUUUCUAUCGAUAUCUGUUCUAAUCAUGGCCGCAGCCGCCGCUCCCGUGAGGAAGAGGCUCCUGAAGGAGGAAGACAUGACGAAGAUCGAGUUUGAGACGAGUGAGGAGGUAGAUGUGACGCCGACGUUUGACACGAUGGGCUUGAGGGAAGAUCUGCUGCGCGGGAUAUACGCCUAUGGUUUUGAGAAACCAUCAGCGAUUCAGCAGAGAGCCAUUAAACAGAUCAUCAAGGGAAGAGACGUCAUCGCACAGUCUCAGUCUGGUACUGGUAAAACAGCCACAUUUUGUAUCUCAGUGCUGCAGUGUUUGGAUAUUCAGGUUCGAGAGACUCAAGCACUGAUUUUGGCGCCAACCAGGGAGUUAGCAGGACAAAUCCAGAAGGUGCUGCUAGCGUUGGGUGACUACAUGAACGUCCAAUGUCACACCUGUAUCGGCGGCACAAACGUCGGCGAGGACAUCAGGAAGCUGGAUUACGGUCAGCACGUGGUGGCUGGAACGCCCGGCAGAGUGUUCGACAUGAUCCGCAGAAGGAGUUUGAGAACUCGUGCCAUUAAGAUGCUGGUGUUGGAUGAAGCGGAUGAAAUGCUCAACAAGGGUUUUAAGGAGCAGAUUUACGAUGUGUACCGAUAUCUGCCGCCCGCCACUCAGGUGUGUCUGAUAAGCGCUACACUCCCGCACGAAAUCCUGGAGAUGACCAACAAAUUCAUGACUGACCCCAUCCGCAUUCUGGUCAAACGUGAUGAGUUGACACUGGAGGGCAUCAAACAGUUUUUCGUGGCUGUCGAACGAGAGGAGUGGAAGUUUGACACUCUGUGUGACCUGUACGACACACUCACCAUUACACAAGCUGUUAUCUUCUGCAACACCAAACGCAAGGUGGACUGGCUGACAGAGAAGAUGAGAGAAGCGAACUUCACUGUGUCGUCAAUGCACGGAGACAUGCCACAGAAAGAGAGAGAAUCCAUCAUGAAAGAGUUCAGAUCUGGAGCCAGUCGAGUGUUGAUCUCCACAGACGUGUGGGCCAGAGGUCUGGAUGUUCCUCAGGUGUCUCUAAUCAUCAACUAUGAUCUGCCCAACAACAGAGAGUUGUACAUCCACAGGAUUGGUCGAUCAGGUCGAUAUGGCAGGAAGGGUGUGGCCAUCAACUUUGUGAAGAAUGACGACAUUCGUAUUCUGCGUGAUAUUGAGCAAUACUAUUCCACACAGAUUGAUGAAAUGCCCAUGAACGUGGCUGACCUGAUUUAAGCUGUUGGAUAUGGGGUGAAAUAAUCCAAUAGCAGUUUUGCAUUCAUCUGGGUCUUUUUAUUUACUCUGGUAUUUUUAUGUAUUUUAAGUGUGCUCUGAUGCAUAUUGUGUUGUAAGUAGCGGUGGUUCAAUGCACAUCAUUGGAUAUUGUAAAUAAAGAGUCUUUGUCGCCGUCUUUGAUCUAA